AUGUCAUUUUUAACGAAAGAACAACUUGAUAAAUAUGUUAGAGAUUUAGCUUCAAAAUCGCCAAAACCGACGUCUUCCAGUACGCAACCAAGGAGUUCACUAUUCAAAAUACCUCCAAACAGUCCAAGUCCAUCAACAAAUAGCUCAACAUUGACGGGAGAAAGAAAAGCUGGUGCUCUUCAUGGACCACGAUCUCCCCCUCUUUCUCAACGAAACAGUUUAAUCGCUACUACUUCACCUAGAGCAUCCGUUGUUAAUAAUAAUAAUUCAACAAAUACAAAUGAACCUACAAUUACGUCCAUUCCUGAAUCGAUUAAGGGAAAUUCAGUUUUUAAUAAUUCUUCAACCGUAUCUUCAAAUUCUUCUAUUUCAAAUGAUGAUAAAGAAAAAAACAUGUCUACUUAUAAAAGUAUUGAUGAUAUAGUAAAUGAUCUUUCUUAUCCUAUGGAGACUAAAUUAUCGUUUAAACCUACUACAUCACCUCCUCAAUCAAUAAGUAACAAUACUUCAACACCACCUCAAUCGAAAGGUAACAACUAUACCACGACACCUUCUCAAUCGAAAGGUAACAACUAUACUACAACACCUCCUCAAUCGAAAGGUAAUAACUAUACUACAACACCUCCUCAAUCGAAAGGUAACAACUAUACUACAACACCUCCUCAAUCAAAAGGUAACAACAAUAGUGUACCUCCAAAGGAACCAGAUGACCCAACAAAGGGUAGUUACGUUUUAUCUGCUGCAUUUAGAUCAUAUGAAUUACAAAAUCGUUCGGGUACUAAUUGGGGUGCUCGUUAUGAAGAAGCUCAACAAAAAUAUCCUCCCUUGGAUAAAUUAGAUAAAAAACUACCCUAUUCUCCUUCACCAAAGCAAGGUGACGAUAAGAAUAAUGAGUCUGCAGAAGUAACACCUAACAGUAGACAAAAUCCACUUGAUUGCGCUGGUUGUGGUAAAUCUAUAUCGGGUAAUAUGUUAACUGCUAUGGGUAAAAAAUGGCAUCCCGGUCAUUUUGUUUGUAAACAAUGUGGUAUCUCUUUGGAACAUGUCGCUUUCUUUGAAAAUGAUGGUAAUCCAUAUUGUCAUUUGGAUUUUCAUGAGCUAUUUAGCCCUAGAUGCGGACAUUGUGAAACGCCUAUUGAAGGAAAAUCUAUUUCUGCUCUUGGAAAAUCGUGGCAUCCAGGGCAUUUCUUUUGUAGAGAAUGUGGUAAUCCUUUUGAAGGAGGUUUCAUGGUUCAUGAAGGUUUUCCAUAUUGCGAAAAGGAUUGGACAAAAUUAUAUGCUCCAAAAUGUUUAGGAUGUAAAGAACCUAUUAGAGGAGAAUUUCUUAAUGCUUUAGAAGGAAUGUGGCAUAGAGACUGUUUUGCUUGCACGACUUGUAAAGAACCUUUUCAUGGUUCAUAUUUUUAUACUCAUGAAGGAAAGCCAUAUUGUGAUAAACAUUAUAAAAGUAUAAUGUCUUAA
Molecule: messenger RNA, 1461 nt
Organism: Funneliformis geosporum
Lineage: Eukaryota; Fungi; Glomeromycota; Glomeromycetes; Glomerales; Glomeraceae
Source: the annotation of a GenBank genome assembly